AUGGCACAGUCGAAGCGAUCCGGCCCUGAGAUCCUGGGAGCAGCCAAGAGGGCCCGGGUUGAGCGCGAUGGGGCGGACAAGGCCUCCUGGCUCAGCCUGCUAGGUGCCCGGCUGCCAGCGAGGGAGCUUGCGCUUGCGACAGACUGCGGUGGCAGUGUUGGGCCAGUUUCGGCACUGGCAGACCUGGGGGUGCCCUUCAGGCACAUCUUCGCAUGUGAAUCCGAUCCCUCGAGUCAGCAGCUCCUGGCUUCGCAAGACUCCAGACCAGAACGGCUAUUUGGCAGCAUGAUUGGCCGAGACCGUGGUUGCUAUUGCCUUGUUUCUGGCCGCUGGAUGCCGAUGCCAAAGGUGCAGCCUGACAUCUACAUCUCCAACGCGGGCACACAUGGCCCAAACCCGGACCGCUUCUUCGCCGCUGUGAAGUACAUCAUGGAGUACCAGCCCCGGGUGGUGAUUCUGGAAGACCUCGUGGCAGCCUGCAGACAGGACCCACAGGGAAAUCUUCCGGCCGAUGCCAUCUUAGCUCUUCUGGAGCAAGCUGGAGAUUAUGAGGUGGACGCAUACCAGGUCCUGGCAUCCAACUAUGGUCUGCCCCAGCGCCGACAGCGCGUCUAUUACGUCAUGGUCGGUCGCCAGUUCCUUCGGCCUUCCCGACGGUCAGGGCAGGCUCCAGAUGCGGAGGCACGGCUGGAGCGAGUCAGAGAGGGACUUGAGCAACUGCACGUCAACGUGGCCGGCGCCAGCCAAAGCCUGGACGCGGAAGACCUCCUGAGCGAACUGGAUGGCCCAACUCUCUGCUGCCGGUUGAAUUCAGACGCGAGUGAUGCCAGCGACGGGAGCGGGAGCUCAGCAAUCGACGAAGCAACGAAAGGCAUCGAGUCGCUUCUGGCAAUGAGUGCAGACGCAAGCUAUCUGCACAGAAGACUUCGGCACGAGCUCCGACUCGCGGCCGAUGACCUCACGUACUUUUCGGAAGCCGGGCCACAGCUGGCCAAGUGGCUCCGCACCUACCGGGAAGCGGACCUGUGUCAGAUACAUUGGCUUCGCGCCCGAAGUCAGGGGCGCGAGAUCCGCUUCGUGUCCAUCUCUCAGGACGCCCACCGUGCAUCUUUGAGCUUCACGGGAGAGAUUCCUACACUGGCUGCCAACACCAGGCUAUGGUCCUACAGGCUGCAGCGUGUACUCCGCGGACAGGAGAUGAUGAUGCUCCAAGGUUUCAAGCCGCUUCACUGGCGCCUCGGGAGUCUCUCCGAGUCGACGAUCAGCCGCAUCGCCGGCAGCGCAAUGAGCGUCCACAUGAUUGCAGCCAUUCUCGCCGCCGUGCUGGCGAGCGUUGACCUCAAGGCUCCCGUGCAGGAAGCCCGUCGGCGCACGAUUAGCCUCGCCGAGCUGCGAAGCAGAUACGCGGGGAUUCGGCAGCGCCUGAAUGGUCUGCGCCGACAUGCCAGACUUGGGGCGUGA
Messenger RNA from Symbiodinium natans, 1461 nucleotides. The record is from the annotation of a GenBank genome assembly. NCBI's taxonomy places the organism in Eukaryota, Dinophyceae, Suessiales, Symbiodiniaceae.